Kuraishia capsulata CBS 1993 is the source of this 549-nucleotide messenger RNA. RefSeq lists its product as uncharacterized. Gene Ontology annotation, molecular function: thioredoxin peroxidase activity. NCBI's taxonomy places the organism in Eukaryota, Fungi, Ascomycota, Pichiomycetes, Pichiales, Pichiaceae. The transcript has 2 exons. Gene Ontology annotation, biological process: hydrogen peroxide catabolic process; cell redox homeostasis; cellular response to oxidative stress. The coding region runs from base 1 to 549 and encodes 182 amino acids. Gene Ontology annotation, cellular component: peroxisome; cytoplasm; cytosol. The record is from RefSeq and is a predicted model, not a curated record.
AUGUCAAUUGCGAGAAACCUUUUUUCCAAGCGGAUGUUUUCCACGUCCCAAUUGUGCCGACUUGAUGUAAUUCCUUCGGUGCCACUCUUUUCUGGAACCCCCGAUAACAAGUUUGAGCUGGCCAAAGAACUUGAAAAUACCCGUGCAAUUGUUGUUGGUGUUCCCGGUGCCUUCUCUGGAGGCUGCACCAAUACUCAUAUCCCCGGAUACCUCAAGACUGCACCAGAUUUCUUUGCCAAGGGAUACCACAAGAUCUAUUUCGUCUCCGUGAACGAUGUGUUUGUAAUGAACGCCUGGAAAACUCAACUGCUCAAUACCAUCAACAACGUGGAGAACUACGAGUUCCUCGCAGACCCGACGGGCGAGUUCAGUAAGACAGCUGGACUGCUAUUUGAUGCUACUGCUCUUUUCGGCAAUUUCAGAUCCAAGCGUUACGCUUUGGUUUUAGAUCAUGGUAAGGUCAUCAAGGAGUUUGUUGAACCAGACAAUACCUCCAUCACUAUCAGUGCUGCCGCCAACGUGCUACACGAGGCCCCUGGUUUGGAGUGA